CCAGCAUCCAGUUCCGUCUAGUGCCGGUGAAACAGUGUCCCGGGGAUCAUGGCGAGCACACUCGUGGCUCUAGCACUCAUGUGCUCGGUGGGCAUCCACGGCAGAGCUAUCAACUCUGUGAUAGGCCCUUACAUUGCUUACGCGGAGCGCUAUUACAUGUGUGAACCCGACAACCGCCCGCUUCCUUGGAGAUGGUGGGUGCGUACCACUCACUUCAACCCGGUGAGACCAAAGGUGUUGCCGCGAAUAACAGGCAAUAUGACUUCUACAAGUGGAGAUCUUGAUGACAGCGUCUGGGUGAAAACAAUUGUCGAUGUUCGGUCAAACAACCAGUGGAAGGAAAACGCCUUUGUUUUUAAAUUUAACAACAAGGCAUGCCAAAUUGCUAAAGUAAAUAGUCCUGGAUGGUACGAGGUGGUUCUAAAGAAGAGAGAAGUUAAAGGCGCCUGCAUUUUUAAACCUGGAGUUUACGAGUUCCAUGAUGCCCCAAUUGACUGGAAUUUUCCAAAUGUUCCUAUCAUGCCUUAUGGACAUUAUAGGGCCAGAGUUAUGAUUGGUAAAGCGGAAAACCUAUACGCAUGCUGGGUAAUAGAAGCGAAGGCUGUUCCGAAGGUCGAUCAGCACUUCCAUCUUUAUGGUUCGUACCCAAUAUAUCUCACAGCUUUUGCUCAAAUGUGUGGUUCAAACAGAGGCCUGGCAUGAAUAAUGUAUCGUUUGCUUCUUACUGGAAAUACCCUUAGUACAGGCUACAUGUGUAGCCCAUAGUUUUCCCGGGGUUGGAUAUUUCAUAAAACAUUCUGCGAAAAAUUUCCGAAAGAUUUCCGAAAAUUUUCCUUCUUAUUUUUCCACAAAUUUUCUCGUGCAUGUUACGUGGAGGCGUACACACACUUGACGGCCGGGUGACACUGAGCCAUUAAAAAGCGCUACCGUCUUACAGAGUGACGACAAUCGAGUGACAUCAAUAAGGGGUCGAAU
Molecule: messenger RNA, 975 nt
Organism: Frankliniella occidentalis (western flower thrips)
Lineage: Eukaryota; Metazoa; Arthropoda; Insecta; Thysanoptera; Thripidae
Exons: 4
Coding region: 49-702 (217 amino acids)
Source: RefSeq, a predicted model, not a curated record